AUGGCUGGUAUGUCGAGUAAACGUUGUGUUGAUGAACAGCUGAAGAAUUGGACAGCUGAAGAAUUGAAAGCGCAGGGCGUGGGUAUCUACCCUGAAAGGGAAUAUGCCUGUGAACAAUGUAGAGGGGUGGCGAUAUUUGAUGAUCAUCAUGAUGCGCUAUGUGAUUUGACACCCGAGCAAUUUGCGAAAUUGAGGGUGAUGGCUGAAGAUGAUGAUGAUGAUGAUGAGCGGGGUGAGAGAUUGAAAAAUUACAAAGAAAACUAUGCGGAAACGAUGACCCCGCUUGAAUAUUGGUUGUAUUGCAGAGAGCAAGAGGGUAAAGGAGAUUUUACCCCAACCACCUUUGCUGAUGAUGAUGAAGAGGAUGAUGAUGAUGAUGAUGAUGAUGAUGAGGAGGUGGAGGUUGUAGCUACAGAGAAAAAAACAUGGUUUUACCCAAAUUCGGAGGGGUUAUACUAUUGCGACAUUUGUGGAAACGAUCCCGAUCAACCCUGCGAACACACCUCACCCCCUUGUGAAGAUUUGGGGCAUCUAUUUGGUUCCAAUUGUAAAACUCAAUAA
Messenger RNA from Paramuricea clavata, 561 nucleotides. The record is from the annotation of a GenBank genome assembly. NCBI's taxonomy places the organism in Eukaryota, Metazoa, Cnidaria, Anthozoa, Malacalcyonacea, Plexauridae.